UCCCACUUACCGCUCAAGUCCAACGGCGACAGCGACUUUGGCCGUCUAUACAUCAUAGAGGAGGAGCUAGCCGCAUAAGGGUGGUUGACGAAUAUGGGUGUUAAGAUAGUAGUUAUGGUGGAUUUAGAUCUGCCCGCCGCUUGCGGGUUAAGGAUGGGAAGUUGGGGGGGGGGGUGGUUUUUGCUUGAUUGGUCGAGUGGAGUGGAGUGGAGUGGGGUGGAGGAGGGGCUAAUGAUGGGUGGGUGGAAAUAUCAUAGGUUUUUCAAGCGUUGCAGACAGCGUAUAUUCGGCUCGUUUGUACUCAGUUUUAUAAGUUUGGUGCUAGCAAGGUUGCAGGGAGGGAUUAUUACCAGUAAUAGGUUUGUGGAGGGGGUUAGGAGGAUUGGCGAA
Messenger RNA from Tuber aestivum (summer truffle), 390 nucleotides. The record is from the annotation of a GenBank genome assembly. NCBI's taxonomy places the organism in Eukaryota, Fungi, Ascomycota, Pezizomycetes, Pezizales, Tuberaceae.